Fibroporia radiculosa is the source of this 1689-nucleotide messenger RNA. RefSeq lists its product as uncharacterized. The transcript has 13 exons. The record is from RefSeq and is a predicted model, not a curated record. Lineage: Eukaryota; Fungi; Basidiomycota; Agaricomycetes; Polyporales; Fibroporiaceae. Gene Ontology annotation, molecular function: iron ion binding; heme binding; oxidoreductase activity, acting on paired donors, with incorporation or reduction of molecular oxygen. The coding region runs from base 1 to 1689 and encodes 562 amino acids.
AUGUACCCUUUCGAUGUCAUCUCAGCAUGGUCCCAUCGCCAGCCUGCUGUCGCUCUUGGAUUGGCGUUGCUGAUUGUGAAAAUCAUCAGAUCCAUCUCCCGCAUGUACACUCUAGGCGAUUUGCCAGGUCCUCGUCCACAGAGCUGGUUGUUCGGUCACGAGAUGGAAAUACAGACCUCUCCGGCAGGCAAGUUACACAACCAAUGGGCGGAGACGUACGGUCCUACUUAUAAGCUCAAGGGACCUCUGGGAACAUCGUAUCUAAUUACCGGUGAUCCGAAGGCUGCAAGCCAUGUCCUGCACUCUGACAACUAUGUCAGGCCUGGAGACGACACUAUUAGUCUCGAACAGUUCUUUGGGAAAGGGCUCUUCAGCGCUGAAGGCAAGAGACUUUGGCCAUCUGGGAUGCAGAUGGCACGCGACUCAUCUUGUGUUCGAGCCAUUGUAAACCCGGCAUUUACUCCUGCUACUGUCCGCGAAGUGUCCCAUGUAAUUUUUGAUCUGGCUCGGAACUUGACGGGCUCAUUUGUGGAUGAGCUUGAACGGGAAGAGAACAAGUCCGGGAAGAUCUUCGAGUUGACUUCCAGGAUUCCUCGCUUAACGCUCGACGCGAUCAGCAUGACUACUUUUGCGUACGACGUUGGAAAUUCUGAUCAAUCUAUUCCGAAUCUUAUUGCCAAGAUAUCGGAUGUCCCAGAGACGACCGGCACACUCAUCGCCAUGUCGCUCAUCACCUUGUUUCCCAGCCUGUUAUAUCUCCCAAACCCAAUGAAGCAGUGGACAACCAUGCUCAGGACAGAACUCGGCAAGAUAGCGGACAUUGUGUGGACGCAAAACGUUGAGGAACGUGGGCUAGGCAUGCAUUCGAAGCUUCUGGACUCCAUGAAUGAUAGUUAUAAGCGCACAGGAGAGCCAUUGGACAGAGAACAAGCUAUUGCCACGAUCAUUGGGGUAAUUUUUGCUGGUUAUGAGACUACUGCGAAUGUCAUAAUUGAGACCCUCUACGAACUAUCACGCAGUCCAAAUAUGCAGACCCAGUUGCGCAACGAAAUCGAGGCGUUCUGUGAGAGAACGGGACGCGAGCCCACAUGCGACGAUCUCGUGAACGCAACCCAGCUGCCUUUCCUUGAUGCUGUCGUCCGUGAAUCGUUGCGAACUAAGGCUGUCUUAACCACAAUUGCCCGCGAGGCUGUCAAAGAAGAUGUUCUUGCGCUUCAGUUCCCUAUCCCAGGCACUAGCCGGACUCAAAUCGCCGUGAAGCCUGGGCAGAUUGUCCUCGUGCCUGUGCGCGACGGGAUCAACGUUGACGCGCGCAUAUGGGGCCCAGAUGCUGCGAUUUUCAGACCAGAGCGAUGGUUGGAACCGGGUGGCCUACCGGAGACAGUGAAAGAUAUACAUGCUCCGGGCCAUUUUCUGACUUUCGGCGAUGGGGCGAAGACCUGCCUUGGUCGUCACUUCGCUGUAGCAGAGAUCAAGGUCAAUCUUAGCAACUCAAUUCAUUUUGCGCUUCACUUAACGGACACACAGAUUGUCCUGACCGCACUCAUCCGAGAUCUAAUAUUUGAACCAGACGAUCAGCAAUAUAUGUUUUACAGGACUGGUGGAAAUACGAUAAAGCCCAAGAUUAUAGGACGCGAACACGAGGGGCCGCAGUUGUAUCUUCAUAUACGGAAAGUUCAUGAUUAUUAA